AUGGACAAGAUGUCGAGAUCAUUAGACUCUUCAAUGGAUCUUUUCGAUGACCACCACAUCUUCCAUCUUUUCCCCAUGAAUCCUCAUCUUGUUGGCUAUGGUGAGAGUUUGUGCGAAGAAAUCCUAACAACUUCUAACACGUACUUGUACUGUGUUUUGGCCAAUCCCAGCCCUAACCGGAAUCGGGGCGAUCCCACUAUAAAUAAAAGGAACCCAGACCCCCCAUCCCAGCGUCCAACAAUCGAUUAUCAAAUCCCUGAUUCUAGAAGUCCCAAUCGCUCGCGAUCUCGAUCUGCAAUCUCAGCCUCCGCCACGGCGUCAGGGUCACGCUUCCGCUUUAAGACCUCACUCUCAAAGCCAGAGUCAGACGAACCUCUGUAUGCACCUGAAGGCUGCUACCUCGAGGCAGGCCCUGACGCACCUGUCUCUGUGUGCAUAACUGAAAACCCUAAUUUUCAGAAUUGGAGGGAAACGGGGCUGCCGCCGAUAUUGCCCGGGGCGGAUGUUCCUUGGUGGCAGGAUGCCUCUUUACCAGUUGGACCGCAGCCAUCGCUUGCCGAUGCCCUCUAUGAUGAAAAAACCGAACGGCUUAGUGUAAGGAGAAUGAUUGCCGGUGCUUUGUCCAGGGUAUCGAAGGAAGUUGGUGAAAGCUUUAGGGAUUCUGUCAAUGCAUUUGACCCUCGUAAAGUUGCUGCUCAAGUGGAAUCUGUGCUCUUUGAUAACUGGGGUUUUCGCGAUGAGUCGAAUUAUGAUAAGUAUGAAGCUAUAAUACACUUCCUGAUCCUGGAUGAAAUCAAGGAGUUCCGCAGACAAGUCCUUGUUGAGGAGAUUCCGCCGGAGAUGCUGCUCAACAUGUCCUUUGAACAGCUGCAGCAGAGGUACCCGCAGACGCGCAGUUAUCUUGACUACAUUGCUCCCAAGUAAAACUGUGGCUGGCAAUAUCCAUCCCGUGGAAUUGAAGUUGUGUUCUGGCCAUUUGCUGGUUGGAUCACUUUAUAAGUGAAGAGGAAGAGGAGGAGUGCUUGUGUACUUAUUUUUUAUUUUAUUUUUUUUAUGUUUAAUGACGCUUGCAUAACUAAGAGGCAAUAACUAUGCUCCAGAAAUUUUCCUAGACAAUACCAGAUACGUAAGAUUUUUUUUUUAA
Malus domestica (apple) is the source of this 1144-nucleotide messenger RNA. RefSeq lists its product as uncharacterized. The record is from RefSeq and is a predicted model, not a curated record. Lineage: Eukaryota; Viridiplantae; Streptophyta; Magnoliopsida; Rosales; Rosaceae. Gene Ontology annotation, biological process: DNA-templated transcription.